Molecule: messenger RNA, 264 nt
Organism: Saprolegnia parasitica CBS 223.65
Lineage: Eukaryota; Oomycota; Saprolegniomycetes; Saprolegniales; Saprolegniaceae
Exons: 2
Coding region: 1-264 (87 amino acids)
Source: RefSeq, a predicted model, not a curated record
AUGUCGACGUCCCCCGUACGCUGCUAUGAACGCGCCGACUCGUUUGGGUCCAACCUCGUCAUCUCGCCCGUGCCCGAGCUCUCGGACGCAGACGAGAAAGCGGCCGAUACGGCGCUCGUCGCGACGGCGUACCGGUACAAGAAGGCGACGAUCAUCGUCGCGACGUGCGUCGUCGGCCUCGUCGCUGGCGUUACGAUUGCGGCUUUUGCAUCGAGCGGCGGGAAGGAUGCCAGUCUCGGCGCGGGCACUCCUGUUAUCUUGUAG